Messenger RNA from Pisolithus orientalis, 2205 nucleotides. RefSeq lists its product as uncharacterized. NCBI's taxonomy places the organism in Eukaryota, Fungi, Basidiomycota, Agaricomycetes, Boletales, Pisolithaceae. The coding region runs from base 1 to 2205 and encodes 734 amino acids. The record is from RefSeq and is a predicted model, not a curated record. The transcript is spliced from 18 exons.
AUGGCUAUGCAUCACACUGCACCUGGCACAUGGAACUUCAAUGGUGACCUCAAGGGUCUUGUCCCAUUUAGUGCAUUUGCAUAUUUUACUGACUCACUUGCCAAUCUGGCCAGCCCAAUUGUUUGGGCUACCACAACUCCCAAUUGUGUGUACAUUGGCAGGAGCCAUCCUCUUCCCUCCCCAAACUUCCAUUCAACAUCCUCCAACAUCCCCUGGCCUUUGUUGCCAUUGAUGGUCAUGUGCACACUAUCAAGCAUGAUUCCUUGGCCAAGCGAGCUCACUAGUUGGAAUGCACCCUCGAGAUUCGACCUGAUUCAUCUCUCACUUCUUGUGCCUGCAGCAAGGCCUUACACACUUGGCCAGCUGGCUGCUGAAAUGUUCAACCCAUCCAGCAAUGAAGAAGACUGCCUGCAACUCAAGAGGGGAGAAGACAUCAUAGGUUCAACCUCCCCACAUCUCCUUGUGCAGCACUUUCAAGAGCUGCUGCUAAUGUUUGGUUUCAACUGGCACAUGGAGAGGCAGAGGCAGAACCUUGCUUGUCUUCAAUCAUGCAAACUGAUCAAUGCUGUCAUAAUGCCAUACAACAAUGCACUAUUGUUUGGCAUGACCCAUGUUGUCUGCAGGUUUGAAGACAUGCAAGUUUACUCCUCAGAAGCCAUAGAAGAUUGUGCCAGUCUUGAAUGGGGGUUAGUACACUAUGGCUUUGGAAGGACCCUCUUCCAAGCCACUAUCACACUCCAAUUUGUUGAGUUUAUGGAGUUUGUCACCAAGUGGCAUAAUGAUGUCUGUGAGAUACUGAGGAUGGAUCCUCAGCACCUCCUUGGACAUAGGUACCAUGAACUUGCCCACAUCAUCAAGGAGGAAUGUGUUGAAUUCCCCAACCCUGCCAUACUGGCAAUAUUGAUUGAUGCUUCUGUUGGUGCAGCUACAUGUGUGCUUCUACAGUUCCUGGGUAAUGUCAAUGGUGAGGGGCUGCAAUGUGGCCUUCAGGUCAUAAGCCACUUUGACAAGCCACUGCCCACCUAUAGGCUCUCUGUGCUGAGUUGGCCCCUAGCAAUGCCAGUGGACAUGGAUUGGUCACCUGUCAUGCACAUGUCACCACUGAGUGAGGAUGCUAAUGGUGAGGCAUUCUAUGAAAUAGAGGUCCCAGUGGUCAUGUUGGAGUACUCAAGGCCUGACUUAGUACAUGAUCUUGUCCAUGCAUCUUCCCAGUCAUCUCAUGUACAGUUGGUGGAUGAGGAUGCUGGUCAUCAGCCAUUUGAGUCCAUAGUUAACCUGGUUGCAUUGUCUCCUGAUGCUGGAGUGAUUGACCUGACAGAUGGCAAGGAGACACAAACUGGCAUUGUUCGAUCUCAUGAUCUGGGCCAAUGCAUGCAAGAGCACUUGGAGGACAACACUAACUCACAGCUGCACAACAGCUCCCUGGAGUUGCAAGUGAAGCCUGACAAAGAAUAUACUCACCUCAUACUGGACCAUCACAAGGUGCUGGAGGAUGUCAUAUCUAUCUCCCAGGCUCCCUCUGGUGGGGACAAGGAUGAUGAUGGGCAGGGCACAGGAUCCAUCAAGAUGAAGGAGCAGGUUUUGGAGACCAACAGUGUCAACCUGGAGGUGGUGAUGUGCAUUCCAGGUGUCAACUUCACUCAUGUGUACUACAACAGCUGUGUUGAGAUCUUCAACAUGCUUGGGAUUGAAGCCACUCACACAGAAACAGUGGAGAUUUUGAUGGAAGCUGCUGCUGUUGGUGGAAAGGAUGAUUGUCACAGCAUCGCAGAAAAUGUUAUAUUCAGCCAGCUUGUGCCUAUGGGUACAGGUGCAUUCUAUGUCACUCUGGACAUUGAUGUGCUGAAUGAUACCAUCACUGACUACCAUUUCCCAGUACAAGACUUACUUGCUGCCCACAUGGUUGGCAGCAUGACACCAGGCCAAGUAGCAAUGACACCAUAUGACAUGAACUCACCUGCAUGGUCAGAGCAUAACUUCAAGGGCAAAUCAGCAACAUUCUCACUGCUUACUGUCAACAGCAGACAACUUUUCAUUCCCCAGGAUAUCCCCAUUCUACAACAGAAGCAGGAGGGCUACAUCAUCAACAUACUCCCCAACAUCACUGCACUCAAUCUCACAUCUCACCAUGUGGCAGCUUCAGCUCCUGUUCCUCCUGUGCACAGCACAACAUCUCCACAGUGGUCACCUUCUAGCCCUGCUUAA